AUGGCUGCUAACAUGAUCCUCUUAGCGAAUGUUUUACCCAGUUCAUUCUGGAGGAGCCCACAUUGUUGUAGUUCAUCUAAAGGAAGGCAAACGGUUCGUGUUCCAGUCUUGAAUUUAGCAGCUGCAAUGGCUCCUGUUAAAAGAAGUUGUGAGUUCUAUGAUAUGCAUCAUGAAAUAGUUCCCUAUGCGGAAGCAUGGUCUUGGCAGAAGGACAUUGUUAAGCAGAAGAAAGCAUUGAAUGAUAAGGGAGAAGACACUUUGGACACACUGAUCAUUUUGCAACACCGUCCUGUAUAUACUUUGGGCACCGGUAGUUCGGAAGGAUACUUGAAUUUUGACUUGGAAGAUGCCCCUUUUGAUGUUUAUCGAACAGAACGUGGAGGUGAAGUUACAUUUCACGGACCUGGCCAGCUAGUAAUGUACCCUAUAAUCAAUCUCCGAUAUCAUAGGAUGGAUCUUCAUUGGUAUCUCAGGGCACUUGAAGAAGUGGCCAUUCGUGUUCUUCGCUCAACAUUUGCCAUCAAAGCUUCACGCGUAGAGGGCUUAACUGGUGUUUGGUUUGGGGACCAAAAAUUGGCAGCCAUCGGUAUAAAGGUCUCGCAGUGGAUAGCUUAUCAUGGCUUAGCAUUGAACGUUACCACUGACUUAACCGGCUUUCAUCAAAUUGUCCCUUGCGGCAUUCAAGAUCGUCAAGUUGGGAGUAUCAAAGGCCUGUUGCAAGAAUUUGCUUCAUCUAAUAUAUUUGAAGACGGGCAUCCGUAUCAUAGCAAUGAUAACGAACUAAUCGACCUCACAUCUAAAUCACUAGUUCAAGAAUUUUGUGAAGUCUUUCAAGUUGAUCUUCACCAAAAGCCCAUCCCAGUAGGCCAGUUCCCACCUUACACUGAAGCACUUCUUUUACCAACCAGUUUACAAAUGACUUCUGUUACUACCAGCUGCGACCUUCUACCACCGACGCCACCGUCACCGUCGCCCUCGCCCUCGCCGGCGUCUACGGCGGAUUCUGAAGCCCAGCUGAUUCCCAACCUCCCAGAUGACGUUUCAUUAAACUGUCUAGCUAGAAUUCCUAGACCCGAUUACCUCAAGCUCUCACUUGUUUCGAAAUCAUGGCACUCCGCCAUGUCCAGCUCUGCUCUUUUCGCCACCCGAUCGCUUCUCCAAACCACCCAGACAUCCCUCUACCUCAAUCUCCGUAUCGGUUCUAACUUCCAUUGGUACACUCUCCUCCCAAAACCAAACGCUCAACAAAAACCUUUUGUUAUUCCCCUCCCACCCGCCCCUUCUCGGACAGUGGGUCCUGCAUUCGCCGUCAUCGGCCCGAAGAUAUACGUAAUUGGGGGUUCGGUGAAUGAAGUCCCGUUGAAUUCUGUGUGGGUUUAUGAUUGCAGGUUUAAUAGGUGGGAGGCCGGGCCGAGAAUGCGUGUUGGGAGGGAGUUUGCAGCAGCUGGGGUGGUGGGUGGGAGGAUUUUUGUUGUGGGUGGAUGCGUUGUGGAUAACUUGUCUCGGUCGGUGAAUUGGGCGGAGGCGUUUGACCCGGUUACAGGGGAGUGGACGCCAGUUCCGAGCCCAAUUGAGGUGAGGGAGAAAUGGAUGCACGCCAGCGCGGUGAUUGGGGAAAGAAUUUACGCAAUGGCGGACAGGGGCGGCGUGGUGUAUGAUGUUGGGGAAGGGAAGUGGGGGAGUGUGUGCAAAAGGCUUGAUUUGGGAUGGAGAGGCCGGGCCGCCGUGGUGGGAGGGAUUCUGUUUUGCUAUGACUAUUUAGGCAAGAUUAGAGGGUAUGAUAUGGAGGAAGAUCGGUGGAAAGAGUUGAAGGGUGUGGGGAAAGGAUUGCCAAAAUUCUUGUGUGGAGCGACAAUGGUGAAUUUUGAUGGAAGAUUGUGUGUCAUUUGGGAGGGGAAAGGGAGUGGGAAAGAGGUGGAGAUAAUGUGUGCGGAUAUUGAGGUUUGGAAGGACGGAGAUGGUGAGCUAAGUGGAAGGAUUUUGUGGUCUGAUGCAAUUCUUAGAGUUCCUAAUGGAGCUGCAAUUGUUCAUUGCAUGGCAGCUGACUUCUGA
Messenger RNA from Oldenlandia corymbosa var. corymbosa, 2052 nucleotides. The record is from the annotation of a GenBank genome assembly. Lineage: Eukaryota; Viridiplantae; Streptophyta; Magnoliopsida; Gentianales; Rubiaceae.